Phytophthora infestans T30-4 is the source of this 651-nucleotide messenger RNA. RefSeq lists its product as hypothetical. The record is from RefSeq and is a predicted model, not a curated record. The coding region runs from base 16 to 651 and encodes 211 amino acids. The transcript has a single exon. Lineage: Eukaryota; Oomycota; Peronosporomycetes; Peronosporales; Peronosporaceae.
UUACGACGCACAAUCAUGGGCAAGUCUAUUACCACUGAGCAGGAGUUUUCCAAGCUGGAGCAGAGGCUCGUCCAGACGGCGGACGAUGCAACCAACUGCCUCAAAGUCCUCAAAGGCAACCUCAGCGAGUUUGACAGUCGCCACAAGCUCUUCUUUGUCAACACCUCCAAGUCCUACCUGAGGAGCGGCAUCCGAGCGGCGAAGGACAAAGCGUCGGAGCUGCGAGCUGCGGCUAACCAGAUUGCAGAGUGCGAGUCACCAUCCGAAUCGGAGAUUACUGCUUCUCGAAGUGCGAUGCAUGCCACGGCCGAUGCGUUAAAUGAGAUUGCGAGAUCGGCUCGCACCUACGACAAGAACAACGUCAAGAGCAAAGGCAUCUCAGGCGUCGUGUCCUCUUUGCUCGGUGGCAAGAAGCAAGCGAAGAAGGAGUCCAAGACGAGUGAGGACAAGGAUCCUGUUGGUAUGGCCAACAACAGGGUGGGAUCACAAGGCAUUCUUCGAGCUCCCGACACUGUGGAAGAAGUUGUGACAGCGACUUUGAGCGACUGCUUCAGCGGUUUUACGGACUUGCAACAUCGGAUUGCAACUUCGGAGAAGGCGCUGUCGCCGCUGUUUGCGAAGCGUAUCGACGAUCCCGCAGAGGCUAGCUGA